AUGUCCACCACGGUCCUCCUGCGCCUCUGGGCUCGCGGCGUAGAGGGCCCAAGUGGCUGCAAAGUGCGCAACGGAGACCAACGUGUAGUGAUUUACUACACGAGUCUCCGUGUGGUGCGGAGGACCUUUGAGGAUUGCAGGGUGGUCAGAUCGAUCCUCGGAGGGUUUCGGGUCCCCAUUGACGAGCGAGAUCUGUCAAUGGACUCCAAGUUUGUACAGGAGCUGGAGGAGGUCACUGGGAGCAAGGACUUGAACUUGCCCAUGGUUUUCGUCAGCGGAGACUACAUUGGUGGCGCCGAGGAGGUGAGGCAGCUCCAUGAAAGCGGAGAGCUAAAGACAAUACUCCAAGGACUCCCGGUGGUGGAGUCCAAAACUUGUGAUGUGUGCGGAGGGCUGAGAUUUAUUCUCUGCCAGACUUGCAACGGAAGCCACAAACUCUACAGACAGAAAGAUGGGUUUUGCCCUUGUAUGGACUGUAACAUGAAUGGCAUGAUUACGUGCCCUUCAUGUUCAACUGCGGGACAGUAA
Messenger RNA from Rosa rugosa (rugosa rose), 528 nucleotides. RefSeq lists its product as uncharacterized. NCBI's taxonomy places the organism in Eukaryota, Viridiplantae, Streptophyta, Magnoliopsida, Rosales, Rosaceae. The transcript has a single exon. The coding region runs from base 1 to 528 and encodes 175 amino acids. The record is from RefSeq and is a predicted model, not a curated record.